Molecule: messenger RNA, 4065 nt
Organism: Oncorhynchus tshawytscha (Chinook salmon)
Lineage: Eukaryota; Metazoa; Chordata; Actinopteri; Salmoniformes; Salmonidae
Gene: lmbrd2a
Product: LMBR1 domain containing 2a
Exons: 18
Coding region: 273-2333 (686 amino acids)
Biological process (GO): adrenergic receptor signaling pathway
Cellular component (GO): membrane
Source: RefSeq, a predicted model, not a curated record
UGAGCUAGAGGGUGUACGCACAUAGCCUACAUUUCCCGACAUGCCAAGUUGGUCCAGACACGCGUACUGUUGCUUAACUGUUUCAAAGGUUGUGUACGCGGAUUCCACUUUUCGGGAACACAAUGUUAUUGUCAGGUUAUUAUACGUGAGAGAAGAGACCGGCUCGAAGAAUUUCAGCUGGGGUUCCAGGAUCGAGUCUGUGCAGGGUUCACACAGACAGACAGACAGUGUGUGAAGGUGAUGGCACAGUAUGUGGGUAUAGCAGCAACAGGAUGAGCGGUGGAGCCCUGGGUAUCGAGAUUGUGCUGGUCUUCUUCCUGCCACUAUUUCUCCUGCAUCGCUAUGGACACUUCCGCAAGCAGCACCCACUGGUGCUGUUCGGGACCCUCCUGUCCUGGUAUCUCUGCUUCCUCAUCGUCUUCAUCCUUCCCCUGGAUGUCAGCACGACCAUAUAUAACCAGUGUAAGAUUGACAAGGAGAAACCCAGGGCUCUGACCAGUUCAGACCCCUCUAAUCAGACAUCCAACUCCUCUGUCUUCCCUACAAGCACACCUAAAGUAUGUCACAAGCCAUGGAGCUAUAUUCCUGAUGGAAUUCUGCCAGUGUUCUGGCGCGUGGUCUACUGGACCUCUCAGUGUCUGACCUGGCUGUUGCUCCCCUUCAUGCAGUCCUAUGCAAGCUCUGGGGGCUUUUCUAUCCCCGGUAAGAUUAAGACGGCCCUUAUCGAGAACGCCAUCUACUAUGGCACCUACCUGGUCAUCUUUUGCUCCUUGCUUAUCUACUUGGCUGUCCAUCCCCAGUGGCAGCUAACCUGGCAGGGUCUGCAAACCAUUAGCAUCGCAGCAGCAAACACCUGGGGGCUUUUCCUCUUGGUGCUGUUGCUAGGUUAUGGCCUGGUGGAGAUCCCGUGCUUGUACUGGAACUCCUCUCGCCACGGUUACCUGUUGGCCAAGACCUACUUCAAGGCGGCCAAGCUGGCGAAGGAAAAGUCAGACGCCGAGGAAAACAUGGAUGACGCCAUGGAGGAGGUGGCAAAUGUCAACGAAUCAAUUGGGUACGGUCACCCCCUAAGGAUCAGCAUUGACAUUAUUUUGAGAAAGUGUCCCAUGGAAAUCCAGGAGAAAAUGGUGAGACUGAACACGGAGGACAGUGAGGAUGAAAGCACACAGAGGACGUAUCCUUCCAAAAGGAGCCUAGUGAAGCUUCAUAAGCAAGUGAUCUGUGCUGGCCAGAGACACAGUCAAACCCAGGUCCAGUGGGCGAUCCUUCUGGAGGAGGCCUUCCAUUUAGAGGACGUGUGUAAGAAUGAGACCAGUACCUCCCAUCAGUUUGUCCAUAGUUUCCUCUCCUCCCAGCCACCCGGCUGGCUCGGCAAAUACCUGUACACUCCUACCAUAGAGUGGUACUGGGAGUGUGUGCUGCGACAGUGGUGCUACCGGCUGCUGGCACUACUGCUGUCUCUACUCUCUGUGGCUGUGGUGUGGUCUGAAUGCACAUUCUUCAGCACACAUCCUGUCCUCUCUCUCUUCGCCAUCUUCAUCCAGUUAGCAGAGAGUGACUACAACUACUUGUACAUAGAGAUGGCGUGCUUCCUCACUAUUUUGUUCCUGUGCGUUUGUGUCUACUCCACCGUGUUCCGCAUCCGAGUCUUCAACUACUACUACCUGGUACCUCAUCAUCAGACAGAUGCCUACAGCCUACUGUUCAGCGGAAUGUUGUUCUGUCGACUGACUCCUCCGCUGUGUCUCAACUUCCUGGGUCUCAUCCACAUGGACGCCUCCAUUUCUCACCAGCAGAGAAUAGAGACAGCAUACACCACAAUCAUGGGCUCUAUGCGUCUCCUCUCCUUCAUAGCAGAUGGUUUCUACAUCUAUUACCCCAUGCUCAUAGUCCUCCUCUGCAUCGCCACCUACUGCAGCCUGGGUACCCGAUGUCUCAACCUCCUGGGGUUCCCACAGUAUAUUAGUCAGAGCGAUGACUUGACCUCUGAGCUGGUGGAAGAGGGCAAAGAGCUUAUCAGAAGAGAAAGAAGAAGCCGACAGAGAAGCGAGGAUGCGGAGAGUCGGAAACGAGGAUGGAGAGAGCGCUAUGGAGAACAGCGAAAUGUGAGGAGGAGCAGAAAUGGUUAUUCCGAGUUAAAGGACAACGACUCUCCCUCAGACAACAGUGACACUGCCCAGUUGACCAGGAGAGAGAGCGGGGAUCACACUGGGCUACUUCAGGACGUGGACACCACAAGCCUAGAUCCUAGUGAUUCUCCAACCCAGAGGUACGCAGGAGGACGUUACCUCUCCCUGGCGUCCUCUCGGACACACAUUUUCAACAAUGUCUGAGAGGAACCCCUGCUCAGAGGCUGUGGGACUGAACUGACCUUUCCUCAUUGCCCACACGGCUGCUAGAGUUCCAUGGAUAUUUUCUUCUUCUCUUUUGUCCUUUAGCCUGUUUGUCUGGAGAUAGAUAUUUAUUUAAUGCACAUUGGGAUCAUAAUGAAUAAGAUAACAUGGACCCAGGGGGUCCUGAUCUGAGAUCAGCACUCCAACUGUGGUUCCAGUAGUGCCCCAAGAACAAAACAUUGUCUGAUCUCAGGAACAACUGUGACUUUUAACCUUAGGAACAAGGGAUGCAUUAGGGCCCCUGACCAAGUGCUUACCUUUUCUCCCCGUUUGUUUUUAGAACCCAUUCAUUCUGUAAUUACUACUCAGUCAUUUUAUUUUACCUUUAUUUAACUAGGCAAGUUAGUAAAGAACAAAUUCUUAUUUUCAAUGACGGCCUAAGAACAGUGGGUUAACUGCCUUGUUCAAGGGCAGAACAACAGAUUUUUACCUUGUCAGCUUGGGGAUUUGAUCUUGCAACCUUUCAGUUACUAGUCCAACGCUCUAACCAUUAGGCUACGCUGCCACCCAUCUCACAAUGCCUCUUCUUUGCCAGGGUAUGUAUGAGUUUUUAGGGUACAAUGAUAAUACAUGUCUUCUUUCUAGGAGAUUUUCCUGUGCCUUGAUUUUUCUGAAGUCAUAAUAGACCCUAGUUUUGCUCCAUUUUAAAUGGUUUUAUUUCCAUAAAUGCUGUAGAUUUAAAUAUCAAUGUCCUUUUAUAGAUGUACUGUCAUUUUUUAAUCAACAAGUACUGACUGCACUGUCGUUUUUUAUGAAUAAUAACUGAGCUCAGUGGUGUUUGAUGCUUGGAACUUAAGGGUGAGGAUGGUGUGAACCAUGUUAACCAGUAAGAACUGUGUGAGUAAAGGUUUGAUUAUGUAAAAUCCCCCAUUAUAUCUCAGAUCCAGUUUCAAUAAAUCACCCCCCCCAAAAAAAUUUUUUUUUUUGAAACUAUUUAGUCAAAUUUCAAUUCAAUUAAAGGUAUGUAUUUGUAAAUUAACGUUGAUCUAUAUUAUUAGUGAUGGUUUAUGGUGAUGAAGGGAUGAUUUGACCUCAUACCUGCUACUGGGAGACUGCAGGUCUUGUGGGCCGUGCAGUAUGUGUGGAGGCUACUAUGGUUCUAUGACUGCAUUCCAAGGGGCUCAGGUCAUAAGUAGUGCACUGUAUAGGGAGCCAUUUGGCACACAGCCUAUAUGUGUGGACUGGUGGAUCCCAUACUGUGGUGUAGGGGGUGGAUCCCAAAGACCCUCCUCAUUAUUAAGGGGACGUGAAGAUUCAUGUUUUGUUAUGUGUCUAAAAACUCUAAGCUUGUGCAGCGUAUACUAUCUAUAUUAGUCUUUGUGGUUAAGCCCUGGCUGUUGUGAGAGUGUGCUUGCAGACUGGGUCUGAGUCAGACUAAAACUAGAUAAAGAGAAGUAACCACUGUCUGGUUUUGACAUGUUGAUCUUGAGUGACAGUAGACAAUGCUAAUAAAUUCAGAGAAGCUACUGUACUAGGUUGCCUUAUACGGUAACCUCAGCUUAUUGAUACACACAUACGUUGACGUAGGGGAUGACACCACUAGGGAGUGAUCACAUGUAUAAAAUCAGCUGUGCCCUUAGGUGGGGUGCAGAACUUACUCGGAAACAUGCGUGCCAUGUUCCCGUUGUCAACUUGUCUGCAAUUGCAUUAAUAAAGGUUUUUGAUUUAUUUA